Messenger RNA from Triticum dicoccoides, 1538 nucleotides. RefSeq lists its product as uncharacterized. Lineage: Eukaryota; Viridiplantae; Streptophyta; Magnoliopsida; Poales; Poaceae. Bases 12 to 1079 code for a protein of 355 amino acids. The transcript is spliced from 2 exons. The record is from RefSeq and is a predicted model, not a curated record.
CUCGCUCUUUGAUGGAUCUGUUGUUGCCUUAUGUACAAAAAGGUUUAAUGAAGGAUGUUUCUUAUAACAUCCAUGUCACCUCCUUACCUGUGAACAAUGGAGUUGACCAAUUUGAGGCAACCAGGAAGAAUAAAGUUGACCCCGGUGAUCAAGAGAGCUUGCAACAGCUUAUUCCAGCAGACACGUAUAGUGAUGUCCUUACAAUGGUUGGUAGUCCCCCGAUGCAGGAUUUCCCGCAGCCUCCAACGACUACGCAGCUGGAGCAACGUAUGGAGAUUGCUUCAGGAAGCUGCUAUGUGCAAAGCGAACUGGACAGAGGACUAGCGAGCUACUAUGCUAAAUCCCUGCAUGUGCAUGACGUAUGGAUACGUGCCUUGAGUGGUGUUCCUGGUUGGUCUGACAAGUAUAUGAUACGUUAUGGGUUUAACUCCCUUAAGUGGUGCUGCGUGGAGAGGUGCCCAAAGUUGGAUGUUUUCUUCCAUUUACAGAUGCAUGGAUUUAAUGAUCUGGAGAUCUUCUGGGCGUCGGAUCUCCCAAUGGCCCACUGGAUAUGGAAGAUUUGGAGUAAACCUCUACCUCUUAACUAUAUAAGCCCCAGUUCCUUUAGAGACCUACAGCACCUACACCUGAGGUCCUGCCCAAGCCUCCAGUUGGUGCUCCCGGUGUGGGUCUCCUCCUUCCCCAACUUGAAGACCCUCCACAUCAUCCAUUGUGGCGACCUCAUGCACGUCUUCGAGCUGAGCACAAAAUACCCAGAGGAAAUAGUCACCCUCGGUGUUCUAUUCCCCAGACUGACCACCAUCCACCUGCACGACCUCCCGAAGCUUCAGAAGAUAUGCGAGUUCAAGAUGGUAGCGCCCGCACUCGAGAGCAUCAAGAUUAGGGGAUGUUGGAGUUUGCGUAGGUUGCCAUCCGUGGGCGCCCGUGGCCAAGGCGAGAAGAAGCCGGCGGUCGAGGUCGAGAAGGACGUGUGGGGCGCUCUGGAGUGGGACGACGACCACAGCCCCGACCACUUCGAACCGCCGGUCCACUCCCGCUACUACAAGGAGAAGCUGCCCAGGAUCUCCGUUCUGAGGUGAACUCUGCGCUGCUGUGUUAAUUUCUUCCGUCGCUACAUCAAAACGAUGGAUGGGUGCUCCUGCUUCUGCUGCUGAAGCGAGUGCUUGGUUUGCUUGUGUGCUUUGCUUGGAUUGCCAAUGCCUGUUGUGGGAGCUUAUGGUGGCUCUCACCUUGUGUUAUAUUGUGGCUUUCAAUUACAGACGGACAGCCGGCUAUGUGUGUGCCUGCAUACACAGACCUGGCCGUUGCGCGCGCCUGUGUGUGGUUUGCGACUGCAACGGCUUAUGUGUGUGCAUCCACCAGGCUGCAUUUGUGUGUGUGGCUUUAAUGAGUGCUUGCUUGCUAUGCGUGUGGAAUUGUAACAGCUGCCUGCCUAUGUAUCUCUACAUGGCUAGCUGCUUGUGAGUGUGUGAGUGUUUGCCAUGUAUUAUCUGAACUUGUGUGUCUGUUUCUUUGCUAUACUUAUGAAAAAAAUUGAA